AUGACUCAUCACAACUUCCUUACUUUCUGUCUUUCUCUUUCUGCUCUCAAUUCAACUUACUCUUCUACCAAAACUUGUUCUCUUUACAGUUCAUAUUCUCCAUUACCAAAACUCUUUUUUACAAUUGUUAUUCUCUUAUACCAAUUCUGUUUCACUUUAAAGUUCCUAUUUCCCAUCAUCAUUAAUAUUUCUCUUUCCAUUUGCAAUACUUAUUUUGUUUACCAAUUCUUUUUCUCUUUAUAUUUUCUAUUCUCCCAUACCAUUUCUCUUUCUCUUCCCAGUUCCUCUUCUCCAUUGCCAUUUUCACUUCUAUUUCACUUCAUGUUCUUUUUUCUUCCUUACCAAUACUUUAUCUCUUUACAGUUCCUAUUCUCCUUCACAUUACCAUUUCUCUUUCAUUUGCAAUUCUUAUUCUUUCUUACCAAAUCUCUUUCUCUAUACAAUCCCUAUUUUUCAUUGCCAUUACCAAUUCUCUUUCCUUUUAUAGUUCUUAUGUUCCCAUACCAAUUUCCUUCUUUUCUUCUUUUUCUUUCUUUUUCUCUGUACAGUUCCUAUUUUCUGUUACCAUUACCAAUUCUCUUUCACUUACAUUUCUUUUUCUCCCUUACUAAUACUAUUUCUCUGUACAGUUCCUAUUUUCUAUUACCAUUACCAAUUCUCUUUCACUUUCAUUUCUUUUCUACCUUACCAAUGUUCUUUCUUUUUACUGUUAGUAUUUUCCAUUAUUGCACUUUUUGUUGCAUUUCUUUUUCAUCUUUACAAUCUCUUUUCUCUUUCCAGUUCUAUUUCUGCUGCCUAUUUACUAAACCACAUCUAGUAGGUUACUUUCUGUUUGCCUCUUCCUACUCUUACCUUCAUUAUAAAUACUUAUUCUUCACAUGCAGCCUGUUUUUUCACAGUAGUGGUUGCAGAUUAUGUGAAUAA
Acanthosepion pharaonis is the source of this 924-nucleotide messenger RNA. The record is from the annotation of a GenBank genome assembly. NCBI's taxonomy places the organism in Eukaryota, Metazoa, Mollusca, Cephalopoda, Sepiida, Sepiidae.